Molecule: messenger RNA, 3349 nt
Organism: Abrus precatorius (Indian licorice)
Lineage: Eukaryota; Viridiplantae; Streptophyta; Magnoliopsida; Fabales; Fabaceae
Product: disease resistance protein RGA2-like
Exons: 3
Coding region: 1-1239 (412 amino acids)
Biological process (GO): defense response to other organism
Molecular function (GO): ADP binding
Source: RefSeq, a predicted model, not a curated record
AUGGGCAAAUCAUUUGUCUUCGAUAUCGCUGAAUCACUGCUAACGAAGCUUGCUUCUCAGGCUUAUGAAGAAGCUUCUCUAGCCUAUGGUGUCUAUGAAGAUUUGCAUGCGAUCAAAGACACUUUGUCAAUAGUCAAAGGUGUGCUAUUGGAUGCUGAGGAUAAGAAGGAGCAUAAUCAUGCCUUGCGUGAAUGGCUGAGGCAGAUUCAAAACGUAUGCUCUGAUGCUGAAGAUGUUUUGGAUGGAUUUAAGUGUCAAACAUUGCGAAAGCAAGUUGUCAAUGCUUCUGGCAGCAUAAGGAUGAAGGUAGGACACUUCUUUUCUCCAUCUAAUCCUCUCGUUUUCCGUCUUAGGAUGGCUCAUCAAAUCAAAGAUGUUAGGGACAGAUUGGAUAAGGUUGUUGCUGACGGGAACAAGUUUGCUCUUGAGAGGGUUGAUGUUGACCAAAGACUUGUAGUGCAAAGGAGGGAAAUGACUUAUUCCCAUGUUGAUGCUUCAGAUGUGAUAGGAAGGGAGAAUGAUAGGGAGGAAAUUUUCAAGCUUUUGAUGCAACCUCUCCCUGAUGGUGGUGGUGAUAAAAGCCUGUGUGUUAUUCCCAUAGUGGGUAUUGGAGGCUUGGGGAAGACCACACUUGCAAAGUUGGUGUUCAAUGAUAAGAGGGUAGAUGAAGUUUUCCAAUUGAAGAUGUGGGUCUGUGUCUCUGAUGAUUUUGAUAUUAGGCAGAUAAUUAUUAAGAUCAUCAACUCUGCUUCUUCCUCUACUUCAGCUUCAGCUCCAAAUAUUGCUAAUGCUCAUCAUGAAGACAUUAACAACUUAGAUAUGGAGCAGCUACAGAGUCGUCUGAGAUGUAAGCUUUCUGGUCAGAGGUUUUUGCUUGUGUUAGAUGAUAUAUGGAAUGAUGAUUAUGCAAAAUGGGUAGAGUUGAAAAGUUUAAUAAAUGUUGGCGCAGUAGGAAGCAAAAUAUUAGUGACAACACGGAGUAACUCAAUUGCUUCAAUGAUGGGCACUGUUUCCUCGUAUGUUUUAGAAGGCCUUUCUCUGGAGCAUUGUUUGUGUCUGUUUGUCAAAUGGGCAUUCAAGGAAGGUGAAGAAAAGAAACAUCCAAAUUUAGUGGAGAUCGGAAAAGAAAUUGUGAAAAAAUGCCGAGGAGUUCCACUAGCAGUGAGAACCUUAGGAAGUUCACUGUUUUUAACUUUUGAUUUAGAAAAGUGGGAAUUUGUGAGGGACCAUGAGAUAUGAAAUUUAAAACAAAAGAGAGAUGACAUUUUACCUGCCCUUAAGUUAAGCUAUGACCAAAUGCCAUCCCAUAUGAGGCACUGUUUUGCAUACUUCUCCCUUUAUCCUAAAGAUUCUGGCUUCACUAGCUCUCAAAUUACUAAUCUUUGGGUGGCACUUGGUUUACUCCAAUCCUCAGAUGGUAGUCAAAAGCAAGAAAAUAUUGCAAGGCAAUAUAUAGAUGAGUUACGUUCAAGAUCAUUUCUUCAGGAUUUUGAGGACUUUGGCCACUUUUACUAUUUCAAAGUACAUGAUUUGGUACAUGAUCUUGCACUGUAUGUUGCAAAAGAGGAGUUUGUAGUGGUGAACUCUCAUACUCGGAAUAUACCUGAACAUGUAAGGCAUUUAUCAAUUGUUGAAAAUAAUUCACUUGGCCGAACUUUGUUCCCCAAAUCCAGAAGUGUGAGAAGUAUACUCUUUCCUAUAGACGGAGUGGGUCUUGACAGUGAAACUCUGUUGGAUACAUGGGUAGCAAGGUACAAAUACUUACGGGUUUUAGAUUUAAGUGAUUCUUCAUUUCAGACCCUACCUAAUUCAACUGAUAAAUUGGAGCAUCUUCGAAUUCUGAAUCUUUCUAAUAACCGCAAAAUCAAAAGGCUUCCUCAUUCUAUAUGCAAACUCCAAAAUUUGCUAGUUUUGUCACUUAGAGGAUGCAUGGAGCUUGAAACAUUGCCUAAAGGAUUAGGGAAGCUGAUCAGCCUUCGACAACUGUAUAUAACCACAAAACAAUCUGUUCUGUCACAUAAUGAAAUUAGCAGCUUGAGUAAUCUUCAAACUUUGAGUUUUGAAUAUUGCUACAAUCUGGAGUUUUUGUUUGGAGUGGAACAACUCUCUUCCCUUGAAGCCUUGAUUGUUCAAUCAUGUAGGAGCCUGAAGUCCUUACCUCUCUCUAUUCUCCCUAAAUUAGAGGCUCUAUUAAUCUUGGACUGUAAGAUGCUAAAUCUGUCACUGAUGCAUGAAAACCCAAUCGAAGAAUGGCCUAAAGUUGGAAGUCCAGUCCAAAGAUUGAGUUUGAAAUUUUUGCAUCUUGAGUAUUUUCAACAGCCACAUAAAUUGCCAAGAUGGAUUGAAGGAGCUGCAUAUACUUUACAGACUUUGUUAAUUUUGAAUUUUUCUAAUCUUGAGAUGCUUCCUGAAUGGCUAACAACAAUGACUCAUCUUAAAAUGCUCCAUAUUGUUAACUGUCCUCAACUGUUUUAUCUCCCAAGUGACAUGCAUCGCCUCACUUCCCUUGAAGAUCUGACUAUAGAUGGUUGCUCUGUGUUGUGUAGAAGAUGUAAGCCACAAUCUGGUCAAUACUGGCCCAUGAUUGCUCACAUCAAACGCCUUUCCAUUGGAGAACCAGGACCAGAGUGGUAUUCCAUGUUCUCCAAUGAAGAUGAAGAAAAAAGGUAAGAAUAUUGUUUAAUUGUCAAAACUUUGACAUACUUUUCAAUUUUAUCCACAUUUAGUAACAUUUAGUAUAGUGCAAUAUAAAUUAUGCUUUCACAAUCAUCCAGAUUAAUGUAAAUUGUAAAGUCAUUCUGAGAAGUUACUUGCAUUUCAAAGAUUGGCCCGUUGAAUGUUUAAACUUCUAGUUUGUGAAGACAAAAUAAGUCAUCCACACCUUUGAACAAAUCUAUCUCCUGACCCUUCCUUUUUACGUUGGAGGUUAAUCUUGGAAAUCUCACGCUCAUCCUUUGUUUUGCUUAUUAGUUUUUGUGUUGUGCUAGACCCUAUACCGUGUCAUUUCAAUUGCUCAAUUAAUUCUAUUUAUUAUUCUGUUUUAUGCAUGCUUGUUUAUACUAAUUAUUUUUUUAAUUUUGAUACCAUUUUUUGUUGGAUGGAAUACUGGGAAGUUUUCUGGAUCGAAUGGAUGGAAUCGGAGGAGUCUAAAAAUUGAAAUAUAUCUAUGUCCUUUGUUCAAGAGAAGGCUGUAUUGAAAGGAAUUGUGAAGACUCCCAGUAGUGGUUAACAAGAAGUUAUUAGAAUAGGAUGGUUCAAAGUACACGAUCUAGUGCAUGAUCUUGCAUUGUAUGUUGCCAAGGAGUAGUUUCUAGUGAUUAGUUCAGUUUCAAGAAGUGAAUUGCUACUG